Prinia subflava (tawny-flanked prinia) is the source of this 7226-nucleotide messenger RNA. It is a transcript of the gene SLC9A4, whose product is annotated as solute carrier family 9 member A4. NCBI's taxonomy places the organism in Eukaryota, Metazoa, Chordata, Aves, Passeriformes, Cisticolidae. Gene Ontology annotation, cellular component: plasma membrane. The coding region runs from base 1295 to 3640 and encodes 781 amino acids. The transcript is spliced from 13 exons. Gene Ontology annotation, biological process: sodium ion import across plasma membrane; proton transmembrane transport; potassium ion transmembrane transport. Gene Ontology annotation, molecular function: sodium:proton antiporter activity; potassium:proton antiporter activity. The record is from RefSeq and is a predicted model, not a curated record.
AGGACUGAUGGUGCUGUGAGGCUGACAGAAGAUAGUGCUUCAUGUAGAAGCAGAACAUCAAAGGGCAUCACUGGCUGUACCACAGAAAAAACUGACAUUGUAGUUGCACCUGUAUUGGAGAUUUGGUUCAGAUCAUUAUAAAUUUGAUGCAAAUUUAUCAGUUGUCACCAUUUUUUGCCUUUUGUUUUGCAUUGUAGACCAUCAUAUUUGCACACACUGGAUCUUUUCCACAGAGAGUCAAGUGGAAGAUAUUCUCCAUCCAUGAAGGGACAUUCAGUCUGUGAGGCCAGUUGGUCUGAAGGAAUCCCCUCCCAAGUACAUGCAGUGUGGUUUCAGGGUCCUCAGAACCAGCUGUUUUGGGGUAUCACGUCUGUUCUCACCAUCUGCACUGUCUUCUAACACAAUCAAAUCAUUGAUGAAUUUGAAUAAUUUGUCAGUAAAUUAAAUACACUCAGUUCUAAGAUAAGUAAUACAGGUAUCACAAGCCUCUAAUCAACAACACGACAUUUGCACACCCUGUUAUCCUUACACUAAACAUUGUAGUUUUUGUGGAGGAGAAAAUAUGCUGGCAUUAAAAAAAAAAAAAAUCCAUAAGAGCUAUUGGAGGAGGGUGUGUUUGCCCACUAAAUGCCUUACUGAUAUGACUAAAACAAAUGCCAAAUUCAAGACAACUCAAGAUCCAAUUUCAGGCAGGUGAUGUGACUCAGACCUUCCUCUUUAUGUUGAUAUUACUGGCCAAAAUACAUACACGUGUUUCAGAGAGGGAGCCUCUUUCCAAACGAGGAUGUAAUUUGUGCAGUCCCCCACCAGAUGUCCCUCCCUCGAGCCCUGCACAGUCCCUUUAUUUACACACCGAGUAGUUUUGUUACCAGGUGUGACAGGACCAGUGAGUAGUGCCAAGUGUGGUGCCCGAGGUGCCGCUUGUGCUGGGAGUGAGGGAGAGAGAGGAAGGCAUGAAACAGGGUCCCCUGCCUGCCCAGGCUGCUUCCACUUCUCCCAGCUGAUGAUAUUCCUUCUAGCUGUGCUUGCUGGCUGAAAGGGUGAUGCUGUGGCCAAGGUUUUUCUGGGUCAGAGGAACCUGCACAACCGGUAUCUUCAUACAAACUCCAGGUCUGUCUGCAGCACAAGGAACAGGACAGGCGCCUGAGGACUAUAAAUUGACCUCUAACAGGCAAAUGAAAGAGCCCUGAGGAAGAAGUGCCUGUGGGCAGUGUGAAUCAACAGAAGUGACGGUGCACACCUCCAUGCACCUGCUAUAUGCUAAAUCUGUAAUAAAAUCGUCACAGCCCCAGACAUGGGCUUUGCCUCCCUUGCACAUGCAGACCUUUCCAACCUGCUGCUCUUACUGCUGAAUGUGGUAUCCUGUUCUGCUGCUGCUUAUGGGGAUGAGCCCAGCCUGGGCAAGAGGUCCUUGCCUCACUAUGAACAUGAUUCUAGUGCUGCUGCUGACUCUUCUCAAGACACAAGGCUACAUGUUUUCACACUGGACUAUGACUAUGUGCAAAUUCCCUAUGAAGUUACCCUUUGGAUCCUCCUUGCUUCUUUUGCAAAAAUAGGUUUCCAUAUUUUUCACCGAUUACCAAGAGUUAUGCCUGAAAGCUGCCUCCUGAUUGCCAUUGGAGCACUAGUAGGAGCAAUCAUCUUUGUUUCCCAUCACAAAUCUCCACCAGUGAUGAACACUAGUAUUUACUUCUUGUAUCUCCUUCCACCCAUUAUUCUGGAGGAGGGUUAUUUCAUGCCAACUCGACCAUUUUUUGAAAACUUUGGAUCCAUUCUGUGGUGGUCUGUUCUGGGAGCUCUGCUAAACUCAUUUGGGAUUGGUCUCUCCCUCUAUGGAGUCUGCCAGAUCGAAGCCUUUGGCCUGACUGACCUGAACCUGCUGCAGAACUUGCUCUUUGGCAGCAUGAUUUCAGCAGUGGACCCUGUGGCAGCUCUGGUGGUUUUUGAAGAAGCCUCUGUUAAUGAGCAGCUUUACAUGAUGAUCUUCGGAGAGUCUCUGCUAAAUGAUGGCAUAACUGUGGUUUUAUACAACAUCUUCAUCGCCUUCACCCAGAUGCACAGGUAUGAAGAAAUUGAAUCCAUCGAUAUUUUUGCUGGCUUUGCUCGCUUCUUCGUGGUGGGGCUGGGUGGAGUCUUGUUUGGCAUCGUAUUCGGAUUUGUCUCAGCAUUCAUGACUCGUUUCACCCACAACGUCUCUUCAAUCGAACCCCUGCUCGUCUUCAUGUUCAGCUACCUUUCCUACUUGUCUGCUGAAACCCUUUACAUCUCUGGCAUUUUGGCGAUGACGGCAUGUGCAGUGACAAUGAAAAAAUACGUGGAGGAGAAUGUUUUGCAGAAUUCUUAUACCACAAUAAAAUAUUUCAUGAAGAUGCUAAGCAGCAUCAGUGAGACCCUGAUUUUUGUGUUCAUGGGAGUGUCUACAGUGGGGAAAAACCAUGAAUGGAACUGGGCCUUCAUUUGCUUCACUCUGCUCUUCUGCCUCAUUUGGCGGACACUGAGUGUAUUUGCUCUCUUCUACAUCAGUAACAAGUUCCGAACGUAUCCUUUCACCUUCAAAGACCAACUCAUUAUUUCUUACAGUGGCCUCCGAGGAGCCAGCAGCUUUUCUCUUGCAUUCUUGCUUCCAGUGAAUCUUUUCCCCAGAAAAAACCUAUUCAUCACUGCGACUCUUGUGGUUAUAUAUUUCACUGUGUUCAUCCAAGGAAUCACAAUUGGACCAUUGGUCAGAUAUCUGGAUGUUAAAAAGACAAACAAAAAGGAAUCUAUCAAUGAAGAAAUUCAUGUGAGAUUGAUGGAUCACUUGAAGGCUGGUAUUGAAGACAUAUGUGGACAUUGGAGUCAUUAUCAACUGAGAGAUAAAUUUAAGAAGUUUGACAAUAAGUAUUUGAAGAAAAUUUUGAUUCGGGAACACCAGCCCAAAUCCAGUCUUGUGUCAUUGUACAAAAAGAUGGAGAUAAAACUGGCCAUCGAGAUGGCUGAGAGUGGCAUGAAAAUUUCAAAAUCAGCCAUUACUUCUUUACAGAGCGGCAGGGGCCAGGGUGCACACAGCGCGCACCGGCUGUCCCCGGCAGAGGUGGAGUCCAUGAGGGAUGUCCUGGCACACAACCUGUACCAAGUGCGGCAAAGGGCACCAGCAUACAACAGGCACAAUCUUCCUACUGACACAAGUGAGAGACAAGCGCAAGAAAUCCUCAUCCGUCGGGAGCACAGCCUGAGGCAAAGCUGCAGGAAGGGAAACAGCUUGCCUUGGGGUAGACCGGUUAACACCACAGAAGUACGCUACCUCUCCUUGCCUCAGGGUCCACGCCAGCCCACUAGAAGAAAAGCCAGGCAUGUUACUUUUACAGAUCAGCAUAGAAGUGGUUCUGAUGCUGCAUUCCCAUUAACUUUGAGAUCCCAGCCCCGACUACGGCCACUCGAAGCAAAGCACCACCAAGAGCUGAUUCCAAUGGCACACUUGGAUAGACCAGCAGGUCCAUCCCAUCUGUCAGGUCGAAGAGGAAAUUCAAUCAGCCAUCAUCGUUUCACCAGAGCAGACAAUCGAGCUCCAAAGCCUCGGUUCACUGUCAGAGAAGUCGAGGAGUAUGAGUCAGAAGAAGAGACAGAAACAAUGGCACCAGCCAGGCCAUUAGUUAUAUGAGGAGCAGAGAAGAUCAGUGUUUGCAUCUCUAGGGCUGCUGGCUCACUGUUUCAAAAGAAAUAACAAAGCUUUUAUAUGAACCAGACUAUGAUUUUGCUCUGGGGACCGUUGUGCUUGUUCUCGUAUCACUUUCAAGAGUUGUAUUAAGGUACUUAGUGGCUCAGAGAAGACUCAAAUUCUUAUGUGCUUAUAUCACGCUUGCUUUCCAACAAAACACUGCAGGAAAGAGGAGAACAUGAUAUUUUUAGGGGUUGGGACGUGGAUUUAAACAGCAGUAGAUGGGUGCAUGCAAUGCUAUGGGUGGAAGCUGAUGCUGCCUUUGUUUCAUACAAUGAUCUACAUCCAGAGGAUAGAAAUAUAUAAAGGCAUCCCUGAUGUGUGAAUGUACAGAUUGAUUACCUCAACUUGCAUAGAGCUUUUCAUUUCAGAGCAGCUGCAUUCUGAGAAAGAGUUAAAAACAGAAAGGCAUAUUUCCGGGCCUGUAAAUGUCACUGAAGAUGCCUAAGCAAGAUCUUAAGUCAAAAGUAUUUUCAGUGGACAUUUUCAGCACUUGGGAACCUCUUGGUAACUCAGGUUUUGGCUCUGCAAAAGUCCAUAAAGUCAUCAACUGUGAUGGUCUAUGACUCCAGCUACAUAAAUCAAUUUCAAUACGUAGGCUUCUAUCACUCACCUACCAUUCUGGAUGAAUAACGGAAGUGCCCUUGUAUGUACAAAUCCAGAGGAGUUUUCAGGCAGGAGUGCUGUCAGGAUUUUAUAUGUAAGAAUGGAAUGGCAAGAACAUACACAAUAUUUUUGUGAUUCAGCAAGAGGGAGGCUUCCUUGUAAGUAUCUAACUUCUCCAUUCCCCACUCCCACCUUGUGUGCCCAAAUGCAUGCAGCAUUUUUCACACUAUAACUGGACCAGCAAUGCAAUAGGAAGCAAGAAACUGGGAUUAAAGGUAGAGGAACCCUACUGCUGUAACCUGCUGGCUAGCAAGAAAGAGAGGCCCUGUGUUUGUCUCCCAGCUUUUAGUAGUGUGUCUUCCUAUAUGUUGUACAGAGAAGCUUUUCCUUAAAAAAAAUCAGAAAUAACCAGAGGGAUGUGUGCUACAGCACUUGACCUCCCAACCUUUCUGUGGAGCUCCCUUCCAAGUGGCUCUGCGUGCCCAUGCUCCACUCUCAGUGGUGGGUCUGCCUAGCAGCAGAAGAAGCAAGAAAUAUGGUCUUUAGUAAUUUUAGGUAAAUCCCAGACACCUAGUUUCUCUGAAGAAGUUCCUUUCUGCAGAAUGGAAGCAGCAUUGCCACAGCUUUCUGUGUCUUGGCACUAUAGCUGAAAUGAUUUUAUCCAAAGGGAUGAAUUGAGUCCAAAAGUCCAUAAACCCACCCUUAUAGCUGCACUAAAGUCAAAUCUAUGGUUAAGAAAUGCACCAAGUUCAGUCAUGUUUUUGUCAAGUUUCCUUCUGUCUCCUCCACUCAGACCUUGCUUAGCUGCCCAACUCAAGGACUGUAAAUGCUGCUCUGAGAGUCAGAGAUUCAAGGGUUAGAGAUAGCAGUGGUACCUGCAUGUUUCUCUUUUUUAUAUUGCUGGUAUUGCUUGUAUGUCCUGGUCCAUAAAAUAACUUAUUUAUGUAAGUUAUGAUUUCACAUUUCUUACAAAGUGUUUCUGAUUCAGGACAGGUAGAAUCUAAACUAACAAACUUGAAAAGCACUACCACAGGAAGAAAAGCCCCUUUCCCCAUUUUCUCAUGUUUGCAGAUUUUAUGCUUAGCAGGUUAUAAUGAAUCAUCUGUACUGAAACUGUACAAAGAUUUAUGGAACUUGAGAUCUGUUUGUAUUUCCUUAUUGUUCCAGGGAAAUUAUAUGACUUCCUUUUAUGAACACAGUGGUAUAUUAUUAAAACAGAGGAAGAUUUUUCUUCUGUACCGAUACUGAUUUAGCAAUGAAAUAUAGUUCUGUACCUGAAAAUCAACAAAUAAACCCAGCUCCACCAAAGGAGGAAGUGCUCCACAGGAUUUUUAAACAAAAGCCUUGAGCCAGAUCUCAGUUCUACAGCAAGUUAUAUUGACAUAUCAUAAAUCUAAAUUAAAACAUGAUAUUAAGGGAAAGAGUUAUACAAACUCCGGUCUUAAACUGCACUGUGAGCCACACGGUUGUCACAUGAUGCUUAAUUGAGGGCAAAAUUAGUACCCAUAUGAUGCGGUGUCAGGCCACAGAGAUGCACGUAGUGGGGAAACAGAGGUGUGAAACCUGCUUCUGCAUCACAGAGCUGUGAGGGUCUAGGAUCUCUGAAACUAGCUGGUGGAUGAUAUGAACUGCUGGCAAUCCUUGGGGACUGAGAGAAUGUGGAAAUCUGAAAGGAAAGUGAAGGGAUAGUGUUUCGUCUUCCAAGGGAGAUGUCUCUCUCACAAGAGACAGCUUUAAUGAAGGAAUUACUGUGAGCUGCAGAUUCAGCAUUUCAUCUUUAAGAAGAUUUAAUCAACGAAUUGUCUGGGGGAACUGGACAAAGACAAACUCUCUGAGACAAGGAUUAACAGGAUGUCAGAAUGGCAUGGGAAGGGACUAGACGUACAACAUGGAAAAGAGGAGGCUGUGCAUUUUGGCCAUUGUGUGUUUGACAGAUAUGCUCAAAAUUGACUCCUAAAUUCCUCAAAUAUUGUAGAAGUUGUAGAGCAUUGAAUAAUUACCCACCGGAAAUAGGGAGCAAAACAUUCAGUUUCUAAUUAUGGGUUUAUAUUAGGACUAGAGAAAAAAAUAAUAAAAUACUAAGAGAAUUAGUGCACAGAUAGAAUCAACUCUCCCUCCUUUGCUUCAUUCCUAAUCUUCUUAUUCAUGAAAUCAGUGACCCAAAACUUCAGAGAGUGUAAAGCUGUAGAGCAGCUAGAAGUUAAUAGAAAUCUGCUCUCAGAUUUGCAGUCUGGCUCCUAAACUUGUGAAGUCUAUUUUUAGUUUUCUUUCCUAGCAAUUAGUAAAUAGUACUGGAAGAAAAUUUCCUUCUAUGCCAUUAGUUGCUCUUAAUGGCUUUGCUGGCCAUCAGCCAAGAAGAAAUGCUGCAGAUGCCUACAUAAAAUAUGUUUGAAAAUAUAAUGUUGCACAUUUUAUUUUUUUCAUAGUUAUUUCUUACUUGUGGACAAAAAAGUUCUCCUGAAAGAAGCAUGUUACAUUUUAAAUAGUAAUAGCUACAGCAAUAUCUUAUUACAAGUAACUUAAUCCACGUCUGUAGGCUUUCAGGCCCUACCAUAAGGAAAGUUGACAUGGUUUAGGGCAUGAAUUUAAAUUCACUGCGUGGACAUUCUUAAACUCUUUAACCUGAGUCACAUCCAGGAACCUUGUGCUGAUAAUUUACAAAGGUAAGUUAAUUCAAGACCUUUUUUUUUUUUUUUUUUUUUUUAGGCUGGUAGAGUGCUAUUUACUCAGGAAUUUAAAUUCCGCACUGAUUUAAGGUGAACUGGCACAGGAAGCUCAUGCCCAUAAGGUGAAGAUUAUUCAAAAUCCAGAGAGGAAGUAAGAGCUCAGAAAAUUAGGACUAUUUCCUUGGGCAGGAGGAUAGAGAAGGACAGUGAGUUUCAGGAAGGAAUAAUAAUUAAUAGCCUUUACCUUUCACAGUAGA